Molecule: messenger RNA, 10326 nt
Organism: Fukomys damarensis (Damara mole-rat)
Lineage: Eukaryota; Metazoa; Chordata; Mammalia; Rodentia; Bathyergidae
Gene: Rims2
Product: regulating synaptic membrane exocytosis 2
Exons: 43
Coding region: 104-7795 (2563 amino acids)
Biological process (GO): positive regulation of synaptic transmission; regulation of membrane potential; calcium ion-regulated exocytosis of neurotransmitter
Cellular component (GO): cytoskeleton of presynaptic active zone; presynaptic membrane
Molecular function (GO): small GTPase binding; transmembrane transporter binding
Source: RefSeq, a predicted model, not a curated record
AGGGCCAAAGAAGAACCCAAAGCACAACCGACACAGUGGUUUCCCUUUAGUGGAAUCACUGAACUGGUAAAUAACGUUCUUCAACCCCAGCAAAAACAACAAAAUGAAAAGGAGCCCCAGACGUAAAAAACUGCACCAGCAGUUUGAAAUGUACAAGGAGCAGGUGAAGAAGAUGGGAGAGGAAUCUCAGCAACAGCAAGAACAGAAAGGUGAUGCCCCGACCUGCGGGAUCUGCCACAAGACCAAGUUUGCCGAUGGGUGUGGUCACAACUGUUCCUAUUGCCAAACCAAGUUCUGUGCGCGCUGUGGAGGCCGGGUGUCGCUGCGCUCAAACAAGGUUAUGUGGGUCUGUAAUCUGUGCCGAAAACAACAAGAAAUCCUCACUAAAUCCGGAGCGUGGUUCUAUAAUAGUGGAUCUCAUAUACCGCAGCAGCCCGAUCAGAGGGCUCCCAGAGGGGUGCGAAACGAGGAAGCGCCUCAGGAGAAGAAAGCAAAGCUCCAGGAGCAGGCCCAGUUCCAGGGGCGCCCCGGAGACUUAUCCGUCCCUGCAGUGGAGAGGAGUCGCUCCCGUGGGCUCACAAGACAGGAGUCUAUUAAAGACGGGGCAGGAGUGAGGCACCAGACUGCCAGCGACACCUCUUCAGACAGGAAAAGAAGUCCGUCAGUGUCCAGAGAUCAGAAGAGAAGAUACGACCAAAGGGAAGAAAGUGAGGAAUACCCCCAGUAUGCUCCGCCUGAUAGCGCAAUGCCUCGAUCUCCAUCAGAUUAUGCUGAGCGGCGACCUCAGCGCGAGCCUCAGUUUUAUGAAGAAUCUGAUCAUUUAAGUUACAGGGGCUCCAACAGGAGAAGUCACAGGCAUUCCAAAGAAUAUAUCGUAGAAGAUGAGGACGUGGAAAGCAGAGAUGAACACGACAGACAGAGGAGGGAGGAGGAGUACCAGGCGCGCUACCGAAGCGAUCCGAAUUUGGCCCGUUAUCCAGUGAAGCCUCAACCCUACGAAGAACAAAUGCGCAUCCACGCCGAGGUGUCCCGCGCGAGGCACGAGAGAAGGCACAGUGACGUCUCUUUGGCUAAUGCUGAGCUAGAAGACUCCAGGGUUUCUCUGCUAAGAAUGGACCGACCGUCGAGGCAAAGGUCUGUGUCUGAACGCAGAGCUGCCAUGGAAAAUCAGAAAUCGUAUUCAAUGGAAAGAACUCGAGAGGCCCAGGGACAAAGUUCUUAUCCACCAAGGACCACAAACCGUAGCCCUCCUACCCCGCGGAGGAGCCCAGUACCAAUCGAUAGACCAGACCUGAGGCGAACUGACUCCUUAAGGAAACAGCACCACUUGGACCCCAGCUCUGCUGUAAGGAAAACGAAAAGGGAAAAAAUGGAAACGAUGUUGAGGAACGAUUCCCUCAGUUCAGACCAGUCAGAGUCAGUGAGACCACCGCCACCAAAGCCUCAUAAAUCAAAGAAAGGAGGCAAAAUACGACAAGUCUCAUUGAGCAGUUCAGAGGAAGAAUUGGCUUCCACACCUGAGUACACGAGUUGUGAUGAUGUGGAGAUCGAAAGUGAGAGUGUAAGUGAAAAAGGGGACAGUCAAAAGGGAAAAAGAAAAAUUAGUGAGCAGGCAGUUUUGUCGGACUCUAACACCAGGUCUGAGAGACAAAAGAAAAUGAUGUACUUUGGUGGCCACUCUUUGGAAGAGGAUUUGGACUGGUCUGAGCCUCAGAUUAAGGAUUCUGGGGUAGAUACCUGUAGUAGCACAACCCUUAACGAGGAGCAUAGCCAUAGAGAUAAGCACCCUGUGACCUGGCAGCCAUCUAAAGAUGGAGAUCGCUUAAUUGGUCGUAUUUUAUUAAAUAAGCGUCUAAAAGAUGGAAGUGUACCUCGAGAUUCUGGAGCAAUGCUUGGCUUAAAGGUUGUAGGAGGAAAGAUGACUGAAUCAGGCCGGCUUUGUGCAUUUAUUACCAAAGUGAAAAAGGGAAGUUUGGCUGAUACCGUGGGUCAUCUCAGACCAGGUGAUGAAGUGUUAGAGUGGAAUGGAAGGCUAUUGCAAGGAGCCACGUUUGAGGAAGUGUACAACAUCAUUCUUGAAUCCAAACCAGAACCGCAGGUGGAGCUCGUUGUUUCAAGACCUAUUGGAGACAUACCUAGAAUUCCUGACAGCACACAUGCACAACUGGAGUCCAGUUCCAGCUCAUUCGAAUCUCAGAAAAUGGAUCGUCCUUCUAUUUCUGUUACUUCUCCCAUGAGUCCUGGUAUGCUGAGGGAUGUUCCACAGUUCUUAUCCGGACAACUCUCAAUAAAACUGUGGUUUGACAAGGUUGGUCACCAAUUAAUAGUUACAAUUUUGGGAGCAAAGGACCUUCCUUCCAGGGAAGAUGGGAGACCCAGGAAUCCUUACGUUAAAAUUUACUUUCUUCCAGAUAGAAGUGAUAAAAACAAGAGGAGAACAAAAACAGUAAAGAAAACAUUGGAACCAAAAUGGAAUCAAACAUUCAUUUAUUCUCCAGUCCACCGAAGGGAAUUUCGGGAACGAAUGCUGGAAAUUACUCUUUGGGAUCAAGCUAGAGUUCGAGAGGAAGAAAGUGAAUUUUUAGGAGAGAUUUUAAUUGAACUAGAAACAGCGUUACUGGAUGAUGAGCCACACUGGUACAAACUCCAGACCCACGAUGUCUCCUCGUUGCCUCUUCCCCACCCAUCUCCGUACCUGCCCCGAAGACAGCUCCAUGAGGACAGCCCAACGCGGAGACUGCAGAGGUCCAAAAGGAUAAGUGAUAGUGAAAUCUCCGACUACGACUGUGACGAUGGGAUCGGUGUCGUAUCAGAUUACCGACACAAUGAUCAAGAUCUUCAAAGCUCAACAUUGUCAGUGCCAGAACAAGUAAUGUCAUCCAGCCAUUGUGCACCGUCAGGGUCUCCUCAUCGAGUGGACGCCCUAGGAAGGACGCGGUCGUGGUCGCCCAGCGUCCCCCCACCCCAGAGUCGGAAUGUGGAACAGGGACUUCGAGGGACACGCAUGGCGCCUGGACAUUAUAAUACAGUUGGCCGAAUGGAGAGACACCGUGUUGUGGACGAUCAUUAUUCUCCAGAGAGAGACAGUCAUUUUCUUACUCUACCUCGCUCCAGACACAGUCAGAGCAAUGGGCACCGUCACAGGGAUUGUGAAGCAGCAGAUAGACAGCCAUAUCACAGAUCCAGACCAACAGAACCGCGGCCUCUCCUUGAGCGGACCACCACCCGCUCCAGAUCCACUGAGCGUCCAGACUCAAACCUCAUGAGGUCGAUGCCUUCAUUAAUGACGGGAAGAUCUGCCCCUCCCUCACCUGCCUUAUCGAGGUCGCACCCGCGCACGGGGUCUGCCCAGACAAGCCCGUCCAGCACUCCCGCGGCAGCACGGAGAGGCCGCCAGCUCCCACAGCUUCCGCCAAAAGGAACGCUGGAGAGAAGUGCUAUGGAUAUAGAGGAGAGAAACCGCCAAAUGAAAAUUAACAAAUACAAACAGGUAGCCGGAUCAGAUCCCAGACUGGAACAAGAUUACCAUUCGAAGUAUCGCUCAGGAUGGGAUCCUCAUAGAGGGGCAGAUAAUAUUUCCACUAAAUCUUCGGACAGUGAUGUAAGUGAUAUAUCUGCGGUGUCCAGGACUAGUAGUGCUUCUCGUUUCAGCAGCACAAGCUACAUGUCAGUCCAAUCAGAAAGGCCGAGAGGAAACAAGAAAAGAAGUGUCUUUACGUCCAAAAUGCAAAGCAGACAAACGGGCGUGCCGGGGAAGAGCGUGACCAAGAGCACCAGCGUCAGCGGCGACUUGUGCCCGCUGGACAAGAACGACGGCAGCCAGUCGGACACGGCGGUGGGCGCCCUGGGCGCGGGUGGCAAGAAGCGGCGCUCCAGCAUCGGGGCCAAGGUGGUCGCGAUCGUGGGCCUCUCCCGGAAGAGUCGCAGCGCCUCGCAGCUCGGCCAGACGGUGAGAAUUCAAGUCAGUGCUUGUGUUGUGGCCGAUGAAGCAGUGAAGUCUAUGUUACUACGGGAGACUCAACCCCGAGGACACAGCAGUGUGGCAGGCGAAGAGCUUCCUGCUCCUAGUGAAAUAUCAGUGCGGAGGACAAAUGCAUCUCUGCGCAGAUGUUCUUUAGCCGGGGAGGAAAUUGACUGCAAUCUCUUGCCUGCCGAAAUAAAAUUGCUGUUAGUCUUAAAGCUUAAGAAAUCUGUCCUCUGGAUGUUUGCCAUUUUGGAAGAGGAUGUGGGAGAGGCUGGGGAGGGCAGCCAUGCGGCUGAAGUACAGACUUUUCAGAGGAGCCCCACUGAGGAGUGUCUUGGAGGCAAGAGUGACAGUGUCUGGGAAAAGGCUUGGGAGAAAUGGGUGGUGAUGAGGUCUGUUUUAGAAGUGGAACCAUCCGAAUUUGGUGAUGACUGGGUGGUGGGGUAUACAGCAGAGGGAGGAGAAGCAGAUUGUCCUUUCUUUGCGAAAGAAGUCAGGAGAGUAGAGGAGAGCUGUGAGAGUCUCGGUGUGGGGGACGUCGUCAUCGCUGGGGCUCAGGAGCGAGCUCUGGGAGCUGAUCCCGUGGUUGGAGCAGUCUGGGUUACCAGUGAGGGUGCAGAAGCAAGGCAUUUUGAAAAGACAGCAGAGAGGUCGGAGCCAGUUGGACACAGGAAGACAGUCUACGGCUUGCGAUUGGCCUCUGAAGUGGGGCAGCAGGUUGGGGCCUGGGCACCCCUGGCCUCUGGCCCAUCUCCGGAGUGUAAGGAGCACCUGGCCGUAGGCCACCCUGCAGGUCUGCUGCUGCAGAACUGCGUGCUGGCUUGCCGAGAAGUCCCACACAUCUGGGGACCAAGAAAUGACUUUGUGGAUCAGAAUGGCUCUGAGAAGCUGCAUGAGUGUCCGACACUGGCAGAAGACGUGGGCAGUCGUGGCUCUGUGACGGUGCGGCUCAGUCACUUGCCUUCCGGGACAGAGACCGGCGUGCUCACGGCACUGAGUGACUUUGCUCCGCACUGCCUGCCCCUCCGGUUUAGACUGGAACACUGCCUGUUACUCAGACGUGAAGCCUUACAGAGCCUGUUAUCAUUUUUAGCGCUGGCCGGCUACUUCCCCUGCAUGAACUCCCCGGAGGAGGACGCAGGUGAGGGGCGAUCGGGCCGCGGGUCCCCUCCUCCCGGUGGGUGGAGGCGGCGGGAGCGCCCCCAAGUCUCGGGUCAGCCUUUGGCCCCAAGGACAGAGAUGCCUGAGAACCCCAGACCUCAGAAUCUAGACUCAGCCAGAGGGCCCGGAGACACUGCAUGCGGGACCGGGAGAGGAGCGGUGGUGCGUGAGCUGCUAGGUGCUGCACACUUGGAGCUUGGUUCCCAGGGCGCAGAGGGCGACCCGGGGCCGUGGACUGGACCAGUGCGGCAGCCACACAGAGGGAAUCUGGAUGUGUGGAGACCCUCACACGAGCUACGUGAAGGUCAUGUGGGCAAUGCACUCAGGAAUGUUACUGCUGUCAGAGCUGAAGCCCGCACUAAUUUACAAAAAAAGGAAUCAUCCCAAUACAUGGUUUUCACACUGGUUGAGAACAACUUGUGUAAAGGAAGCAGUGAUCUGCUACUCUGUGUGAUUCGACUAAAUGAACCAGUCAGUUCAUCCCGGAUGAGGAGUUUCGUUCCCUCGCACGGCCCGAUGUGGUACAGCAGACGGCAGGACUGCGUGCAGAGACUCAGUCCCCAGUGGCACAGGUGGGCGGCUGAAAGGAGGGUGGUUACAGCGAGGCUUACAAACACUGCCACACCGUCUGUCAUGUCUGCUUCAGGAAAGAGUAGGAGAUGCAAACCACCCUGGGCAUUGCCCACCCCACUGGGCGGGCACGGCAAAGACGAAGCGGAGUGCAGUUGGGUGGAUUCCUCUGGGGCCGUCUCUCUCUCCCUCACCCUCGGCAACCACAAAGGCGGCCUGUCCGCGGGGCGCCCUGACCCUCACUGCAGCAAGUGCAGGUCUGGAAAUGCGGUCUCCAUCUCAGAUGUGUCUGCGGCCACUGAGACUGGCUCAGAUGACAGCGUCCAGUCCUUACUCGCCACCGCUUAUCAAAUGCAGUGCCUGCCUGUGAUCUCCAGGUUCACAGAUGAGAGCCCAGAGCUUCAGAAAGGUGCUUAUCAAUGGCCCGAAGUGCCCACCGUGGAGGUGGGUAAAGGUGCAGGAACAGUUCUCACGCUUCAGUCCAAGGAAGCAGCACAGCAGGAGACGGUUAAGUGCAGCAGCGCCAUCACCGAUGACCUGGAACGUCCACCAAAGCCGCCUGUGCUUCCGGAAGGCCAGUGGAGCGAGGGCGCUGUGCCCGCCCGUGGACGAAUCCAAUGGUGGCUGGUUCCCCUCAUCCGACGGGAGCAGCGCUGCAGGCCCGACCCGGCUCGGAUGCGCGCACCUUCCUUCCCUCUUCUGGGUCCCAGCCUCCGCAUUCCACACGCAGCUCCCGACCCCUGCCUGGGCCUCAUCGCUGCUGACCGCAGCUCCUACCUCUGUCCUCUCACGGCGGCUUCGAACGUGACCGUCACCACCACCCUGCCCGGGACCCUGCGGAUCGACUGUCUGCGGCCCAGAGUUAGAGGUCACCUCACGCGCUGUUGGAAGCUCUCCUAUGAAUCAGUCCCCUUUAAGACACUUUUAAGCAUUUGUAAAGAUCAUACAGCCCACCGCCAGCGAAUUAAUGGCCGUGGGCUGUGGCCUCAGGCUCGUGGACACCUGCGCAGUCGAAAAGCGGAUUUGAGUUUCAGUGGUGAAGGCGAAGGCAGCACACAAGGACGACUUUCAUUGUUAUGCAUUUGUUUUGAGGAACAGACUAAACUUGUGAUCCUCCUGCCUCAGUCUCCCAAGUGCCUAAAUUACAAACCGUGCCACCCACUUGGCCACAGCAACAGCUCCUCGGGGAAUCCCAGAGGAAAAGCGGGGUGCCACGGGUGCCACGGGGGCUCGCUCAGCUGUUCGCAUGACGUUUGCCAUAAAAUGGUCUGGAAAGGGCGAUGUAGCUCAGAGGGCUGGAGAGAGAGGCCGUAUCUGGGUGAGCAUGCUUCACACCGAGUGCCAGUCACAGGUGUGGCAGCCAUGCCUACAGGCCCGGAGAGGGACACUUGGAAGCCGAGCCCCGUGUGCGGGCAGGGGCCUUGGGGACUUGGGCAGUCAGCGAGAGCCGCUAUGGGGCCAGCUGCCCUCUGCACACCAGUGCCCUGUGGACAGCGAGAGCUGAGCCACUGUUGCUCUGUCUGCAGCCUGAUCUUCCCUGGCGUCCGCCUGGCCUCCGACAGCCAAUUCAGCGACUUCCUCGACGGCCUGGGCCCCGCGCAGCUGGUGGGGCGCCAGACGCUGGCUACUCCUGCGAUGGGUGACAUCCAGGUGGGAAUGAUGGACAAGAAGGGACAGUUGGAGGUAGAGAUCAUCCGGGCCCGCGGCCUUGUUGUGAAACCAGGUUCCAAGACACUGCCAGCACCCUACGUAAAGGUGUAUCUGUUAGACAACGGAGUCUGCAUAGCCAAAAAGAAGACAAAAGUGGCAAGGAAAACGCUGGAGCCCCUGUACCAGCAGCUGCUGUCCUUCGAAGAGAGCCCACAGGGGAAGGUGUUGCAGAUCAUUGUCUGGGGUGACUAUGGCCGCAUGGACCACAAAUCCUUCAUGGGAGUGGCCCAGAUACUUCUGGAUGAGCUGGAACUGUCCAACAUGGUGAUCGGCUGGUUCAAACUGUUUCCCCCUUCCUCCCUAGUAGACCCCACUUUGGCCCCUCUGACGAGAAGAGCUUCCCAGUCAUCUCUGGAAAGUUCAACGGGACCUUCUUACUCUCGUUCAUAGCAGCUGUAAAACUGUUGUCACAGCAACCAGCGUUACAAAGACCCACAGGUCGCAACCCCUGGUAACACUGCAUGCUAAUGUCGUGUCUUCUGAGCCUGUGUCCAGGGAGCCCGCGUCCUCCGAGGAAGCUGCACACUCUGUGCCCUAGCGAAGGUCCUCAGGCGAUGAGCAGAGCAAGCAGGGCUGUCAGGUCUGGUGUUCGGUGACCCUCGCAUUCUGGUCCCAUCUGAAGCCAUGAGUUAAUCUCAAAGAACCAGUCGGUUUCAUGCAACAAAAGCCCUUUUCAAUGGCACCUUUAUAUUUUUAUCGUUCGUUUUUCUUCAUUUGUCUGACCCAAAGCCCUGGUAUGCCACAGAAAUGGAGCUUUCCAGCCGUAAAGCCGGGUCACAGGUCCAGGAAGCAGCAGGUGGAAAGCAAGAGACCAAAGAAGCCGUCGGGACCGAGUGUCUCCCGCCCCAGCCGGGGACACCACGUGCAGAGCGUCCGGCCACAGCUCACAUGCUAAUGCCGAGAUGCGCUGGGCUCUGGAAACCAAACUCUGUGGCUACCUGUACUGAAUGAAACUAAAGACACUUUUUUUGCAUGGACACAGAUUAGCUGAAUACUUAAAUUAUUUUCUUGGGGCUGCAACUUGCAAAAAAAUAAAAUAAAAUCAGCCAUUUUCAACAGUUUAUAUUAUUUUUAAAAAUAAAUUUCACUAGUGCAUGGUUUUAAAACUGGGAGAGAAUGUGACAGGGUGAUAUACAGACAUACCAUGUUUAUUCUUUAUCAGUCUGUAUUUUGGCAGACAUUACAAACAAAAAUACUUUCUAGAAGAUACUUAAAAUUCUCUUUAUGUGACAAAUAAAUAUAAUAUAUUCAAUUUAUUUCCAUGUUAAAUUUACAAAUCUUACGAAGUUCACUAUGUACAAAUUUUUCACAUCUUCCUUCCUUUCCUCUGUCUCAUUGUUCUUUCUCUUACAGUCUUUUAUUUUCUUUAUCCCUACCAGAGUAAACCUUAUUCUAAAAAAAACGAUGUUUUUGAUCUGACUCUCUCUUCUACCCCAUGUUUGAUUCAGAGCUGUGGAUGGUUCUGAAUUUUUGAAUUUCUCAAGGGAAGAAAUCUGUUUAAGAGCUCUCUUUAUUUCAAGCAUGUUGGAAAGGGUUUUGCAACAUGGCUUGGGAGUACAGUGAAAUAAAUCACGGAUUUGACAAAGGAGAUAUUUGAACUGUUGCAGUUCAUUGUACAGGGCAUGGUCAUUUUUUUUCACCUUCAAAAUUCAGUUUACAGAAAAACCCCAAGGUCAUGUGGCCAUCACAACUUCUAACAAAUUUGUUUUAGCACCAGCAUUAUUCAUACAAGGGUUAAAGUAUUGUUUCUUGGAGGUCUUAGAUUUUGUUUGUUUUUUAAUUUGUUAAGACCUUUUUUUUUUGCCAGUUUCCAUUUACUGUGAAUAGACACAGCUAAAACUUGGAGCUGUAAAACACAGGGCGGUUUAUCAAUUCAUUUUUCUGUAGUAAAAUUCAAUUUUUCACAAAUUAUAUUUCUAAAGAAAUAUAGUAGACAUAAUUUGCAACAAUUUUAAAACUCCAAUUUUUACAUGACUCAGAGAAAGUCGCUGUGUCUAUGAAUAGCUCUUGCUUGAUGCCAUCACCGAAAGUCUCCAGUGCUGUUUCCUACAGAGAGUGCCCGAGGUGGAAACUUUUGCCUCUCUUUGUCCUGGCUGCUCUUCCUGUCAGAAGUCUCUGUUCCCUCGGAGAGGAGGAGUCACUGGGUCACGCCUUCAACCACCUGUAUCCCUGGGAUUUAUGCAUGCCUUGAUAGCGUAUUCUUAUGGAUCGGUUUCAGUUUCUUGCAAUAAUUUUUGAAAUCCACAUAUAUCCCAUUUGUUCAAAUGAGAGCCAUGCAUAAAGAUUACUCUUUCUUUUAAAUUCAGCGCUGACCAUUCAAAACUGUCAUGCUUGAUAUGGUGCAGAAGUUAAAAGGAGUAUCACUAAACAUGCCUUCUCUUUAUGAACUUCACUGAAACUGUGUCUUGACAUUCUAGGUGUGUGACGGCCCAGGCAAGUUUGUCCAAAGAACGAAUAAAACUUUAUUGAAAUCAUUUAGACACCUGUGUACCAGCAACAGUUGAUUUCAUAGACCUAGAGUGUCUGUGCCACCCCUUAGAAUAAACGUUCACCAUUUUCCUGACCCUAAGAGGCAGUCGCACAAGUUUUGUGUGUAUUCCUAUACAAAUUAUUUCUAAUUUUAAUUAGAAGGACAUGACCGUAAGGGAUAUUUGUACAUACUUGUCAUUAUGCAGUAUUUAUUUAAAAGUCGAUGUGUUUUUUUUUAAUUUUCACACGUCUGCGCCUCGACUUGUGGUUUAGUUGUGUAAAUAGCACUAAGCCAGUGAUCACUGCUGCCCUGUACAUAGUGUAUUUUAAUGUAAAGGGGAUUCCAGUCAGGAGAAAAAGGGCAGAUGUUUCCUGUAACAAACACCAACUAAUGUAAGUCAACUUCAUUCUGGUGAUGGUGUUUAACACUUUAAAUAAACCAUUUUCUUUAU